AUUUGGGCUGGUCUAAAAAUAGAAUCGGGAAUAUUAAGAGUAGUUACAUCUGUACUCCAUCUUUCAUCACGAGACCAAGUUAUGUACUUAAAGGAUGCGACCUCUAGAACAAGUACACGUUAUUAAUUUACAUCUAGAAGAUCUACGCAGUAUCGGACACAAAUUGGAUAUACUUCAAGAUUUGAUCAGUAAUGUUGUACGUGAAGGGGAAGCUUGGCUGGAAGUGAUGGACGAGACGCCAACGUUUUCCCAGUUCAAUCAAUAUUUGAGCAAUGAAAGCUCUCGCUGUCUUCAAACUUGUUUGGAUAUCGCAGCAGGCCACUCACGAUUCGACGAAGUCCGCGCAGACAUUUCAACAAUGAAACUUUCUCAAAAGACUUCUGAAGAGAACUUUUCUGUUUUAAGUGAAAAAUUUGAGCACCUAGCACAAUCCCUUUCCAAGAAAAUAAAAUAUUUGGAAAGAGAGAAUAGAAACCAAGAACAAUUAAUUCAAGAGUUGGCCCGGAAACAAACAUUUACUGAGACUGAGAAUAGCUUGAAAUUUGACGACUAUCAGAGAGAACUUAUGGCAGCCAGUGACUUCAUCAAAGUAGAAACUGAAUAUUUGUCAGAGAAAGUGGAUAAAUGUGAAGAGAGAAAUGAGGCAAUUCUAGGGACUCAGACAUUUCAGAAUGUUGAAAAGAAAGUUUCAGAUCUAGAAGAAAAAAUUCUCAGAUUCGACUCCUCUACAAGUACAGAAGCUUUUUGUCUGCAAGUGAAAGGAAUGAAGAAGACAGAUCUCAAGAGAGAUACCACAUUACAACUUUUCAAUCAUGUUGUCAACUUGUCACUCUCCCCCCACUUCAACAAAGAGACAGGUGUUUACAGAGUUCCUCAUGACGGGAUCUAUCUGGUGUGUCUGAUGGUGGAGAACUUAACGUCCAAGAGAGUUCAGCUCCAUGUUUACCGUAAAACUAAAUGUGGUCAGGAGACUCCACUUCUGUUCUCUCAGUCUUAUGUUAAGAAGUGUACCUCCUACAGUGGUGUACCUGUACACAUGCAGAAAGAUGACGAGAUGUACAUUAAGUCAACUGAGGAUUAUACAGGUCUGAAAUUGGGGAACAAUUCAUUCUUCUGGUGUGUACUCAUCAAAAAGACCUGAAACAGAGUUAUUAUAUUUCAACUUUUUUUUCUACUAGACUCUAUUCUCCUGAUAUUGAAGUAUUUCAUUUUAUAUGCCUAAUAUUUUUAAAUUAAAUUCAUUCUAUUAUGUUUC
Molecule: messenger RNA, 1255 nt
Organism: Biomphalaria glabrata
Lineage: Eukaryota; Metazoa; Mollusca; Gastropoda; Planorbidae
Exons: 6
Coding region: 95-1141 (348 amino acids)
Molecular function (GO): protein binding
Source: RefSeq, a predicted model, not a curated record